This is a messenger RNA of Dromiciops gliroides (monito del monte), 2113 nucleotides long. RefSeq names its product solute carrier family 52 member 3 (gene SLC52A3). The transcript is spliced from 4 exons. The coding region runs from base 243 to 1640 and encodes 465 amino acids. Gene Ontology annotation, biological process: riboflavin transport. Gene Ontology annotation, cellular component: plasma membrane. Lineage: Eukaryota; Metazoa; Chordata; Mammalia; Microbiotheria; Microbiotheriidae. The record is from RefSeq and is a predicted model, not a curated record. Gene Ontology annotation, molecular function: riboflavin transmembrane transporter activity.
UGCUGGAGCUGACCUUGCUCAGACGUCUGGCAUCUGUUCAUGUGAGCACUAGGGCACUACGUCCCUGGACUGCCCCCAGGAGCCCAGGAGGGAAGUAAGGCUCCCAAGACAGGGCAGGGUGGCCUGGACCAGAGCCAGUACUCACAGCUCUCCCCAAGUCCUUCCGACACAGGCUGGCUGCAUCCAGGUGAGCCCCAAGACAAUCCUGGAAGUCCCCAGGGAAACCCAGGGAAAGAGACCCCAUGGCUCUACUCACACACCUGUUAGUCUGCAUCUUUGGCUCUGGCUCCUGGGUGGCCAUCAAUGGGCUAUGGGUAGAAUUGCCUCUGCUGGUAACAAAACUACCUGAAGGUUGGUACCUACCCUCCUACCUCACAAUCAUCAUCCAGCUAGCCAAUGUGGGGCCACUCUUCAUCACCCUGCUCCACCGAUUCCGGCCUGGCUGCCUUCCUGAAGUCCCAGUCAUCUUUGGUGUGCUGGCCUUGGGCACGACUGCCUGCCUCCUCUUCGCUUUCCUGUGGGAGAAGACUUCAGUGGUGGCUGGUGCUCUCCAUAGCACACCUUUCCUGGUCCUCACCUUCUUCCUGGCCCUGGUGGACUGCACCUCCUCCGUCACUUUCCUGCCCUUCAUGGCCCGCCUGCCAGCCCAGUACCUCACCUCCUUCUUUGUUGGGGAAGGGCUGAGUGGUCUCCUCCCUGCUCUGGUAUCUCUGGCCCAGGGUUCAGGGAUCAACACCUGUGCCCAAGUCACCAACAUCUCUGCAACCACUGAGCCAUCUAACUUCACCGAAGCAUCCUUCACCCUUGGGUCACUGAACAUCACUCUGAAUCCUGACCUCACCACCAGCACCCCUCAGCUGGAGUCCUGUUACCUGCCAGCCAACUUCUCCCCAUUUGUCUUCUUUAUCCUGCUCUCAAUCAUGAUGGCCGGCUGCCUGGCUGCCUUCUUCGGUCUGACUCGUCUCCCUAAGCAGUGGGAGCUCUCUACAGAGGACCUCCUGGUCAGCCAGGUGACUCUCAAAUCCUUCCAGCUCCAGGAAGCCUCAGCUGGCAGCAACAACAGAGACAGCUUCACAUCGGUGGUCCUGCCUGAGGAGAAGAGGCCCACUGUGUGGCCACGGGCCCAAUUAGCCUUCAUCUACUUCCUGGUGGUCUUUGUGAAUGCCCUCACCAAUGGAAUCCUCCCCUCUGUUCAGACUUAUUCCUGCAUGUCCUAUGGCUCUGUGGCCUACCACUUGUCUGCAACACUUAGUGCAGUGGCAAACCCCCUCGCUUGCCUCCUGGCUAUGUUCCUGCCCAAAAGGUCUCUCUUGUGGCUGGGGGUCAUCACCCUGCUGGGCACUGGUUUUGGAGCCUACAACAUGGCUAUGGCUGUCCUGAGUCCCUGCCCUCUGCUGAAGGACUCCCGCUGGGGAGAAGCCAUCAUUGUUAUCUCUUGGGUGCUUUUCACCGGGACCCUGAGCUACGUGAAGGUGAUGACUGGGGUGCACCUGCGAGACCUAAGCCACAGCGCCCUCGUGUGGUGUGGUGCAGCAGAACAGCUGGGAUCUGCAUUUGGAGCAAUACUCAUGUUUCCUCUUGUCAACGUGCUGCAGCUUUUUAAGUCCGCAGAUGGAAGCAGUCUGCAGUGUCCCAGCUAAGCGUGCCCCAGGACAACUUUUCUAGGCUGAAUUUCACUGAGCCAGGAGAGCCAAAGCCACGGAAGGCCAAUCACAUCCCUAUCCAAGUUUCCCUCAGACACUGGCACAGACACUCCCAGUUCUCCUCUCCCCAGUCCCACCCCAACCCCCCCGCAGAGUUAAAACUUUUGUAACUUGACCCAUCAGGGUCAAGUUGACCCACCACACAAAUUCUACCAUUAGGUAGUCAGGACCUUGGUCAGUGUCUUUAGAACCCAGUGUCACUGGGUUUUGUGUGCAUGCUCUGCUUCUGGAGGAAAGUAAACUAGUCCACAGUCUAAAUCGCCUGGAACCCUAAAAGGUUAAGGAACUUGGCCAGGAUCAUACAGCCGGUAUGUGACAGCAGCAAGAUUUGAACCAAGUCUUCCUGAAACUUGGUUUCCAUCCACUACAGCACUUUGCUUUUGUAUUUCAAAUAAGUCCAUGCAUCCAUU